Molecule: messenger RNA, 780 nt
Organism: Eimeria necatrix
Lineage: Eukaryota; Apicomplexa; Conoidasida; Eucoccidiorida; Eimeriidae
Exons: 1
Coding region: 1-780 (259 amino acids)
Source: RefSeq, a predicted model, not a curated record
AUGCUGGGGCGGCUGGAGGCGCCGCUUUCCGGGCGCGGGCUGCUGCCGCGGCUGGCGGCGGAGCUGCGCAAAGAGGCGGCGUGGCCCGCGGCGCUGGGCGCGCUGGCCGGCGGCUGCGGCGGAGUUGCUGCUGCUGCAGUGGUGGAGUGCACUUUGGUGGAGUUGUCGCUCUCGGCCUUCUUCUCGGGGUACCUGGGGCUGGUGUUCGUGGCAGUGGGUGCAGCGCUGGCCUGGCGGGUGCAGGCGGGCGCAGCAGCAGCAGCAGCAGCAGCAGAGGAGGAGGCGCGGCCGCGGCAGCUGCUGCUGCUGCUGGCGGGGCUGGUGGCAGCAGCAGGGCUGCUGUGUCUGCUGCAGCAGCAGCGCGGCGCCGGCUGGCUGCUGCUGCUGCCCGCGCCGCUGCGGGUGUUGGCCUUCGCGCUGCUGGGCGUGGCGGUGUCUUUCGCGCUGGCUUUUUCGCUGGUGGACGUGGUGAACCUUUGCUGCUGCUGCUGCUCCCCCGCUGCAGCAGCAGCAGCAGCAGCAGCAGCAGCAGCGCCGCUCCACGCCCCGCAGCAAGCUUCUCUCGUGCUGCUCUUUGCCCUCCCCCUGGGGGGCCUCGCGGGGGCCCGCCUGGGCCUCCUUUCGGGCCCCACAGCUCUUCACUUUGCCCGCCGGCCUUUGGCUUUUUCUGCGCCUUUGGGGGCCCUCUUGGGGGCCCUUGCGGGCGCUGCUUCGGUGCUGCUUCGCCGCAGCUUGCUCAAGUUGAAUUAUGAUUCGCCCCAGUUCGACGAGGAUAUCUAG